This is a messenger RNA of Varanus komodoensis (Komodo dragon), 1968 nucleotides long. RefSeq names its product tubulin beta 6 class V (gene TUBB6). Gene Ontology annotation, biological process: microtubule cytoskeleton organization; mitotic cell cycle. The coding region runs from base 115 to 1452 and encodes 445 amino acids. The transcript has 4 exons. The record is from RefSeq and is a predicted model, not a curated record. Gene Ontology annotation, molecular function: GTPase activity; GTP binding; structural constituent of cytoskeleton. Gene Ontology annotation, cellular component: cytoplasm; microtubule. Lineage: Eukaryota; Metazoa; Chordata; Lepidosauria; Squamata; Varanidae.
CAGUGCUGAACUCUGCAAAGUACAGCCAGGAACCGGGGGGGAGAGAGAGAGAAGCAGACACACAGAGAGAGACACACACAGACAGACCGACGGGGAGCUGGUAUCGCUACCACCAUGAGGGAAAUAGUCCACAUCCAAGCUGGCCAGUGUGGAAACCAAAUUGGAACCAAGUUUUGGGAAGUGAUCAGCGAUGAACAUGGCAUUGACCCAGCCGGAAGCUCUGUCGGUGAUUCACCGCUGCAGUUGGAAAGAAUCAAUGUCUAUUACAAUGAAUCAUCUUCCCAGACAUAUGUACCCAGAGCAAUUCUGGUGGAUUUGGAACCUGGGACCAUGGAUAGUGUACGAUCUGGCCCAUUUGGACAGCUCUUUCGGCCUGAUAAUUUCAUAUUUGGACAAACAGGUGCUGGAAAUAACUGGGCCAAAGGACAUUAUACAGAAGGAGCAGAGCUUGUAGAUUCAGUGCUUGAUAUAGUAAGAAAAGAAUGUGAACACUGCGAUUGUUUGCAGGGAUUUCAGCUCACUCAUUCCCUUGGAGGGGGAACUGGCUCUGGGAUGGGAACUCUACUCAUCAGCAAAAUCCGAGAGGAAUAUCCUGAUAGGAUAAUGAAUACCUUUAGUGUCAUGCCAUCACCUAAAGUCUCUGACACUGUCGUAGAACCGUAUAAUGCUACACUCUCCGUUCACCAGCUGGUGGAAAAUACAGAUGAAACCUACUGUAUUGAUAACGAAGCACUUUAUGACAUCUGCUUCCGCACUCUGAAACUCACCACUCCAACAUACGGGGAUCUGAACCACUUGGUGUCGGCUACAAUGAGUGGGGUGACAACAUCAUUGCGUUUCCCAGGCCAACUAAAUGCAGAUCUACGCAAGCUGGCAGUCAACAUGGUUCCAUUCCCACGUUUGCACUUUUUCAUGCCAGGAUUUGCUCCCUUAACUGCCAGAGGCAGCCAGCAAUACCGGGCCCUCACAGUCCCAGAGCUCACUCAACAGAUGUUCGAUGCCAAAAAUAUGAUGGCAGCUUGUGAUCCAAGACACGGACGGUAUCUGACAGUAGCCACAGUCUUCCGAGGACCCAUGUCCAUGAAGGAAGUUGAUGAACAGAUGCUGGCCAUCCAGAACAAGAACAGCAGCUACUUUGUGGAAUGGAUCCCAAAUAACGUCAAAGUGGCAGUUUGCGAUAUAGCACCCCGGGGCCUUAAGAUGGCCUCCACUUUUAUUGGCAACAGCACCGCUAUUCAAGAGCUCUUCAAAAGAAUCUCAGAGCAAUUCUCAGCCAUGUUCAGGAGAAAAGCAUUUCUUCACUGGUUUACAGGUGAAGGAAUGGAUGAGAUGGAAUUUACUGAAGCAGAGAGUAAUAUGAAUGACCUUGUGUCUGAGUACCAGCAGUACCAAGAAGCUACAGCAAAUGAUGGAGAGGAAACAUUUGAAUAUGAGGAAGAAAUUAAUGAAUAGAAGCUAUUUAAUGUGAUUCCCAAAAUGCUCAAGUCUGAAUAGCUAGUUCUAGCUCCAGUCUUUUCCAAGAUAGUUAAGAAUGCAUAGAAGGGCUUAUUUUUCAGGGCCUGGGUCUUCUUAGCCACUGCUGACCUUGAAGUGGAUGUUGAAUGUUCUGCACCAGAUGCUAAUCUAAGGUUCUGCUCUAAAUCAGUUAUUCUCCUGGCUUGAGAAUGUUGGCUUAGACUUUAGAUGCCACUCGACUUAUUAAAUAGGUGUACCUGUCUCUCGGAAUGGAAGGAAGCAGAGGAUUAUAUUGUUUUUGAAAAGAGGGCUAACAGUUUUUCCUGAGAAAAAAGACCAGGUUUGAUCUUAUUCACACAUUUAAAAGUAAACGCUAUUGAUACUAGUGGGACUUACAUCCAAGUAAAUGUGUUUUUGAAUUGCAGUGUUGGUGAGCCUUUUGAGUGCUAUUCUGUAUGGAGUAUCUAGUAUUGAGCCGCUGGGAACACACUCUAAUAAAAAUGAUGGAAAGAA